Molecule: messenger RNA, 582 nt
Organism: Peronospora belbahrii
Lineage: Eukaryota; Oomycota; Peronosporomycetes; Peronosporales; Peronosporaceae
Source: the annotation of a GenBank genome assembly
AUGGCUCCCCCUAAUGUUGACACUAUGUUUACACUCAAGGUCGACAACGUUCCCUUUCAAAUUGGAAGUGACGAAUUACGUGAUCUUUUCUCGAAAUAUGGAGAAAUUGGUGAUGUGUAUAUCCCACGUGCACGUGGCUCGAAUGAAUCACGUGGCUUUGCUUUUGUGCGUUUUAUGGAGAAACGUGACGCUGAAGAUGCUAUUGAAGGAAUGGAGGGGCAGGAUUUUCAAGGCCGUGAUCUGCGCGUUCAGUUUGCCAAGCAACGCCGACCUGAUAACCCACGGGAGUUUUAUUCACGUGGUGGUGGUGGUGGCAGUGAUCGCUAUGGCGGAGGAGGAAGCAGCGACCGAUAUGGAGAAGACCGCGGACGCAGCAGCCGCUACGAUGACCGUAGAGAUGACCGUCGCUACGAUGAUCGUCGUGACAAUCGUCAACGCCGUCGCUCGCGUUCGCGCUCCCCAGAUCGUCGUGAUCGUGAGCGCAGUAGUGCAGGACGCGACCGCAGCCGUAGCCGUUCUCAACGCCCGCGCAGUCGUUCGCCCCGCCGCAACAGCGCGUCACCACCUUCUCGUCGUGACUAA